AAGACAAAAGCACAGAAGAUACGAAUUUAAAGCACCUUUAAAGUUAAUGUUUACGUUAAAGUGCCACCCACUUAAAAUUUAAUGUUGCGCUGUGGGUUUUGCCUGCACUUCAUUCGGCCACACACUUCUGUACAUUUUUGGCGCUAACGAGGCGGCAAUCUACUACGCAUAUUCUCAUACAUGUGUACUUAUUGUGCUGUUUAAUAUGGAUCAAACCGAACAAUUAGGCGUCGUAAAGAAGAUGGUGCACUCUGUGCUGGUUUCGUCGCCUCAGGUAAUGUCGCUCCUGCAACUGAAUCGCGACUACAGGGAGAUGGUGGGCGCAGAUGUGCCGUACCACCAGCUCGGCUACAAAGACUUGGAGCAUUUUCUUCGCUCCCUUCCGGACAUUGUACAGGUGACCGGCACCGGACAUACGGCUAUUGUGCGGCCAGUGGCAACUGCAGAGUCGGAACACAUCCAGAAAUUCGUCAAGUGCCAGAAAAAGACGACCAGACGUCCCAGAAUUCUAAGUGAACGUAAACCUCUAUAUGACACGACGCCAUCAGAUUUGGUCUUUAUCAACGAGUCUGUAAGGAACGCCUCGCCUGGACACAUGUACUACCCGGUUAAUCAGUUUCAGCCACCAAUGAGACAACCAGUAAUGUUCCCUAACUAUCAGUACUUGAAUCCCCUUAUGCAGCAGCCUCCUGUUUACUUUCACAUGAACAACUUCCAGCAAAAUCGUCCAAUCAACCCGUUCAAACCUCAGAUGAGAGUCAAUCCGAUCGUUUAUCCAGCUGCACAUCAGCAGGGAAUGUAUAAUAUGCACACACAAGUGCAACCCAUUCGUAUCCCAUAUCAAGUUAAGAAGCCUCCUCCGGCACGCCCUUCGACUCAUAUGCCCUUGCGCAGUUCGACUCCAAUCGAAAUUGAACAGCCAAAGCCAACUCAAGCUUUAGAUUCCAUGGUGAAGUCAUUCAAUGAUCUAUCCAUUGUUGAUGAUGCUCCCACUGGCGAGACGAAGGCACAGGAGAAGAAUGUAUCUGAUGCGAAGCAAGUGCCCAUUGAACCCUUCAGCUGCAACGACGAUAAACUCGGCUCUAAUGUCUCUGCACCAGUGUCUGAUGUGAAACUAACCAAUGUGACGGCUCCUGAAGAAGAACCAGUCGUAGAACUGGGGAAAGCAGAAAGUCUUCCGCUUGAACUCGACGACAAACAAGAGGAUAAAUCCUUCGAUUACGAUUCCUCGAGCGAUGAUUGCAGCGAGAGUGAUGCCUUUCCAGCAUAUGCUGUGGAUCAACGAGUUCUUGGUGUCGACUAUCCGCGUGACACCGUUCGCUCCGAUUACCAGCUGCAGCGUCGCGACUUGGAAAAAGAUCUCAAAGUAGACGAGCGCUACUUCUUGCAGCUUGUGGAGGUGACCAAUCCGCAUAGCUUCCACUUCUGGAUAUACGACGACUACGACGCAUAUCAUACAUUUUCAGACAACAUACAGGAAGUCUACAAAAACUUGGAUUCUACAACGUUCACAAUGCCCCAGUGCUUGCUGACGCCCGGCCACCUGUGUGUCGUCUGCCCCAGCAAUUCAUCGGUGUGGGAGCGUGCCAAGAUCGUCAGCCAACGUACGGACAACGUGCGCAAGACCAUCGAGGUGGAGCUCAUCGAUACGGGCGUAAUAGAUACCGUUUACACCAAGGACGUCAAGUUUCUAAUGAACCAAUUCGCCAACAUGCCUCCGCAAGCAAUACAAGGCCGACUGGCUUAUGUGUCACCGUUCAAGAGUCCGCGCUGGUCCGCGAAGGCUGUUGCCACGUUCAAACAACAAGUGAGCUACCGCAGACUCUUCGCAAAAGUGGAGGCAAUCAAGGACAACAUUGCGCAUGUGGUGCUCGUCGACGGGGAUAAUGUUAAUAUAAAUCUUUCGCUGAUAGACUCGGGCCUGGUGCGUCGCUGCUUGCAAACCUAGCAGCCCAUUUACCAUUUUGACCACUAAUCAUAUAUAAUAUUCAUUCAUAUUCAAUUCACAGUCGCCUAGUCGCGUUUUUUGUUUUUUACGUUAUUUUUUUUUGUUGACAUGGAAUGUCCCAGUUGUUUUCUUAAUUUUUAUCUGGUAGUGAAACGAAUCGUUUUAUUUUAUUUUAAGGCAAACGCUGUCCUGCUUUUCUUUUUAUUAUUUACGUGUAAUAAAAUACUAAGUUACAUAAAUCCUCCGACAA
Drosophila subobscura is the source of this 2198-nucleotide messenger RNA. RefSeq lists its product as uncharacterized. Gene Ontology annotation, biological process: spermatogenesis. NCBI's taxonomy places the organism in Eukaryota, Metazoa, Arthropoda, Insecta, Diptera, Drosophilidae. The transcript is spliced from 5 exons. The record is from RefSeq and is a predicted model, not a curated record. Bases 206 to 1948 code for a protein of 580 amino acids.